Molecule: messenger RNA, 897 nt
Organism: Triticum dicoccoides
Lineage: Eukaryota; Viridiplantae; Streptophyta; Magnoliopsida; Poales; Poaceae
Product: proline-rich protein 36-like
Exons: 1
Coding region: 1-897 (298 amino acids)
Source: RefSeq, a predicted model, not a curated record
AUGGUGCUUCUGGGCUCCAGCUCUGGCAGUGGAGACGCUGCCCACGGCCUGGAGUUGCUCCCGGUGCAGGCCCCUCCUCUGCCUGCUCCUGGGCGUGGCCGCAGUCCGACACGCCAGCUAUCGCCACGCUUGGCGCGGCGUCGUUCCCAGGAGGCCCGCACGCCGCCUGCCUCCCCUCCGCUGUCGCCAACAACGAUGCUGCCAACACCGCCUCGGUCCAAAAGAAGUGAUGAUCGCCCAUCCCCGCUCUCGCAGGCGCGGCCAAGCCAUGUGCUGCUCCGCCUCUGUGCACCGGACUCCCUUCAGGCGCCGCUGCUCUCGCCCGCCAAGCCGCCUGGCUUCGAGGCCUCCCCGACGCCUCCACUUGCUUCCAGCGGCCCUUUGCGGCGCACGCCCUCGCCGGUGCGGCUGCGAAGGACGGCUGCGGGGGGUGGUGCCGUGGGCUUGCAGUGCCUAGCGCCCCUCUUUGAAGACCGUCAAGAGGCGAUCCUGCCGACCCCUGCUCCAGGCCUGCCGAAGGCGCCGACGGCUCGUCGGAAGACCAUGGCUGGAAUCAACAUAGCCAAGACCGGCGGUGGGUUCUCCAUCUGCAAGCCUAAGGCUGGUGCUCGCCCUAAGUCAGCCCCGGCAGCCAGGGCUGCCGAGCUCCUCGUGUGCCGCAGCUUGGGCAUUGUCAAAGACGGGGAAGACGUCACUGCCGCUGCGUUGGAUGCUUUCGCGGACCGCUUCAAGGACCAACUGUCGCCGGACGUGAUCGUGGCCAUGCGUGGGCUGUUCAAGCUUGAUGACAGCAGCGCAGUGGAUGUCGAGGAGGCCCUCAUAGCUCAUGGUGGGGGAGGUGCUCUUGACCUGGUGCAGAACGGCGACGACGCAGUGGCGCAGCUGGAGGCAAGCUGA